UCCCGGAGCGAGCUGCGGAGGCGACGCCAGCAAUCUGCAUUUAAACAUUUUCAAAGUGUCCGCCGUAACUAUAAAAUAAACUCAUCAUGCCGGGGGUCCUUCAACCCUUAAAACCCGUAUAUAAGGGAAAGUUCACCGAUACGGACCCCGUGUUAUGUACAGCGGGGAAAUUAGUGCCUAUUACUGGAAGCGUUUUGGAAUGUCUGACUGAAAUUCAGCCCAGGCCUAUUACACCACCCACGGUAAAAAAGUUUUUCAAUAGUAGGAAUCCCAAACCUGGUGCUGCCACAAUUUUCUAUGGCAAGGCAAAUGAUCCUGAUAUUGCAUCACUUUUGCAACAUGGAGUUUCUAGCAAACCCUCUCAUUCUGUUGCUUCUUUGAUAAAUCCUCCAAUCAGGACACGGGUCCAGCACAUAUUUUCAGACAAAAUUACUGCAGCUUAUCCAAGCCAUCGACGAGCUCCACUGGGAAAGUCUCACAAUCAAGCACCAGGACUACCCAAAGGACUAGAUAUAUAUAAUACCACAUUUGGGAAAAGAGUAAUCAAAGAUAUCACUGCUGGAGAGCUUGUAAACCCACCAAAGACUCGACAACAAAUUUAUGAAGAAUCGCAAAGUGGACAUCCACUAUAUAUUGUAACACAUAAUGAUUACAAUGUUGGGGAACAGGUGGAUAGAAAAUACAAUUGGUCAAGAAUCAGCAAAGAAAGUGCAUUUGGAAUAGAGACUCCUUAUUUCAAUGAUGGAAGAUUGGCUGCAAAAUCAUUGCGCUGGUUAACUGAAAUGCAACAGCAAAAAUCUGCAAUGAUCAUAUCAAAAAAAAUUGAUGACUUCAGAGAAAAAACCCACCAUCAAGUUGGAAAAGUCCUUGAUCCAAUUGUAGAUACUCUGAAGGUUCCUCCUGAUCACACAUUUGGUGUCCUACUGCAUCCUGAUGAGUAUGGUGUUGGAGAUCUUAUUUACAAUAGGACUCCUACCAAAUUCCGCCGAGAAAAAGACAGGGAAAAGGGGAAUUUAACUACCAUUCGGCAGCAUUUGAAAAAAACUAACUUCCAGAAUUUCAGAACACUUCUUGAAGCUUUUCGACAUUAUGACAAAAAUGGUGAUGGUAAAAUUGACCGAGAAGAGCUACGAGAUGUCCUUUUACAGUUUAACCUUAAGUUAGACCCCAAGCUGAUGGAUGAAUUAUUUGACUACUGUGACGUGGAAGGGGUUGGCACCAUCAACUUCUUAGAGUUUGCAAAUUUUCUGAACUGGAAAGAUAAAAUGCCUCUGGGAGAAACAGAACAAAAGAUUAUUACAAAAGGAAAUGCGACAAAUGAUGCUGGCUGUGGGCUAGUAGCACCGGAUGAUAUUGUACCAUUAGAAAUUGGUAGUUCAGUCAAGACACUCAAAACUAUAACCAGAAAAGAAGAUAAGUCCAAUGGCCACUAUCGCACAAGCUCUUCACUGAUUAAUGCAGUUGUUGGUAGUUAUUCACCAGAAAAUUUUCGAACUUGUGGUGUACCUACUAUUCGUACUGACUUAGCAGCCCCUCGUUUUCGUCGUAUUAGUGAUACGAUUAACUAUGGUGAUGAAGCAACUGCUUCGGGCUUGCUGAAUCCUUCUAUCUUUGCUCAAAGUCAAGUUUAUGAGAAGGACAUGUUUUUAGACAGGUCCAAAGAAGAGAUAAAGCAAAUAUUUUGUAAGGCUGGAGUGGAUAUGCCUAGGGAGACCUUUGAAGAGGUAUGGCAGCGCGCUGCAAAGAAACAUUCAAAGGGAGAAGUUUCCGUAGAGACAUUCCGUGAGGUCCUGGAUGAAAUCCAGACAUCAGAGACUUUAACUUGUUAAUGAUUUAGUAUUUCUCUAGGGAAUCUAAGAUUUCUUAAAAAUUAAAUGCAUAAAAUUUUGUAAUUGUUUUUAAAGUUUUUGAACA
Messenger RNA from Pristis pectinata (smalltooth sawfish), 1914 nucleotides. It is a transcript of the gene efhb, whose product is annotated as EF-hand domain family, member B. The record is from RefSeq and is a predicted model, not a curated record. Gene Ontology annotation, molecular function: calcium ion binding. Lineage: Eukaryota; Metazoa; Chordata; Chondrichthyes; Rhinopristiformes; Pristidae. The transcript has 13 exons. Bases 87 to 1829 code for a protein of 580 amino acids.